UACAUCGGACAGAGAGGGAGAGAGAUGGAAAGAGAGUGAGAGUGCUGGGUCCCCUCAGGAUGAAGGUUACCAUGAGCGGCACCCGUUUCAUGCUCCUGCAGGUGAUGGUGUUUCUGGAUUCACAGUGGCCAAUUGACUCUCAAGUGCGGCUGAUUGAUGGCCCGGGCCCAUGCUCUGGGAGAGUGGAGGUCUAUCACUUAGGAGAAUGGGGCACUGUGUGCGACGACAACUGGGGCAUUAAAGAUGCCAGGGUAGUAUGUUACCAGCUUCAGUGUGGUCCUGCCAUCUCAGCGCACAGGGGUGGGUAUUACCCUACUGGCACUGGAAAGAUCUGGAUGGAUGAAGUCCUGUGUCGGGAUACGGAGCACCAACUGUCCUCCUGCCAGUUCUCAGGUUGGGGAAAACAUAACUGCAACCACAACGAAGAUGCUGGCGUGACCUGCAAAAAAAGAGAUAAUUCUCCCCGUCCCUCCAUCUCCAUCGUCCCCAAAGACCCAGUGCACCAGGUAGGGAGUUAUGUGGAAAUCAGGUGUCUGCUUCCGAAGGGAUAUAGCGGGGGGCGCUUCGGAGCGAUGAAGGAUUCCAGCGUGAUUCGUUGGCAAGCGGUUCGGGUCGGGAGCCGCAGUGUCAACUUCUGGUUGGAGAAGGUGGAACCGCAACACGCGGGGAACUACACGUGCGCCUACGAAGCCAUUGUCAGGGGGAGCUGGCAACGUUUCCCACCCAGCGACACCGUGCAACUCCGAGUGGAAGAACCGCCGACCCGGCCGGAGAUUACGAUCGCUCCCUCGUACCCAGCGUAUCUGGCGGGAGAAGAUGUCACUCUGGCUUGCGUGAUCCCACUCCGUUACAGGCCCGUUCGUGUCCACUUCCUGAAGGACACCGCACUCAUCGCCAACGGCACUAGGAGCCAGCGGAAUUUCACCCACACCAUCGUCAACCUCAGCUCUGCCGACUCAGGGAACUACACGUGUUCCUACCAGACCCUGGAGUUCGGCAGAUUGCUGUCAUCACCCUCCAGUCUCCCAGUGGAAAUGGCCCUAACUCAGCCCCGUCUCAGACUGGUGAAUGGCAGCGACCAGUGUUCAGGGAGAGUGGAGGUGUGGUACAACGGAGAGUGGGGAACAGUGUGUGGCCGUUCCUGGGACAUCUCAGAUGCCAAAGUGGUUUGCCACCAACUGAGGUGUGGGUCAGCUGUGGCUGCUUUGCCCAGGGCUGUGUUCGGGCAGGGUGCAGGAGCGGUCUGGAUGGAUGAAGUGUCCUGUGGAGGGACAGAGCCGACCCUCUGGUCAUGUCCAUUCAGUGGAUGGGGCCGAGGAAACUGCAGGCACCAGGAAGAUGCCAGUGUUGUCUGUAACCCCAGUUUGAUGCUCCAACCCUCCAUCGCAAUCAAUCCAGACAGCCCACUCCAUGUGUCCGGGAUGCCCCUGGGAAUCCAGUGUGUGGCUCCGAACCGCUACCAUGGCGGCCGCUUCCAGAUCUUGAAGAGGUCGGACGUGGUCAAGGAGCGCCGGCUGGAGCCAGGGUCAAACAGCGCCAUGUUCCUGUACCGUAACGUCAGCGCUGGCAUCAGCGGGACCUACCGCUGCCUGUACCAGAGGAUCGUGGCCGGGUUCUGGGUCACCUUCCGUGCCAGCCCCUCCGUCCCCAUCCAGGUCGUGGAACCGCCGACCCGGCCGGAGAUUACGAUCGCUCCCUCGUACCCAGCGUAUCUGGCGGGAGAAGAUGUCACUCUGGCUUGCGUGAUCCCACUCCGUUACAGGCCCGUUCGUGUCCACUUCCUGAAGGACACCGCACUCAUCGCCAACGGCACUAGGAGCCAGCGGAAUUUCACCCACACCAUCGUCAACCUCAGCUCUGCCGACUCAGGGAACUACACGUGUUCCUACCAGACCCUGGAGUUCGGCAGAUUGCUGUCAUCACCCUCCAGUCUCCCAGUGGAAAUGGCCCUAACUCAGCCCCGUGUCAGACUGGUGAAUGGCAGCGACCAGUGUUCAGGGAGAGUGGAGGUGUGGUACAACGGAGAGUGGGGGACAGUGUGUGGCCGUUCCUGGGACAUCUUGGACGCCAAAGUGGUUUGCCACCAACUGAGGUGUGGGUCAGCCGUGGCUGUGCUGUCCAGGGCUGUGUUCGGGCAGGGUGCAGGAGCGGUCUGGAUGGAUGAAGUGUCCUGUGGAGGGACAGAGUCGACCCUCUGGUCAUGUCCAUUCAGUGGAUGGGGCCGAGAGAACUGCAGGCACCAGGAAGAUGCCAGUGUUGUCUGUAACCCCAGUUUGAUGCUCCAACCCUCCAUCGCAAUCAAUCCAGACAGCCCACUCCAUGUGUCCGGGAUGCCCCUGGGAAUCCAGUGUGUGGCUCCGAACCGCUACCAUGGGGGCCGCUUCCAGCUCCUGAGAGGGAAGUCUGUGGUCAAGCAGCACCGGCUGGAGCCAGGGUUGAAUAGCGCCAUGUUCCUGUACCGUAACGUCAGCACUGGCGUCAGUGGGACCUACAACUGCCUGUACCAGAGGCUCGUGGCCGGGUUCUGGGUCACCUUCCGUGCCAGCCCCUCUGUCCCCAUCCGGAUCACAGAACCGCCGACCCGGCCGGAGAUUACGAUCGCUCCCUCGUACCCAGCGUAUCUGGCGGGAGAAGAUGUCACUCUGGCUUGCGUGAUCCCACUCCGUUACAGGCCCGUUCGUGUCCACUUCCUGAAGGACACCGCACUCAUCGCCAACGGCACUAGGAGCCAGCGGAAUUUCACCCACACCAUCGUCAACCUCAGCACUGCCGACUCAGGGAACUACACGUGUUCCUACCAGACCCUGGAGUUCGGCAGAUUGCUGUCAUCACCCUCCAGUCUCCCAGUGGAAAUGGCCCUAACUCAGCCCCGUCUCAGACUGGUGAAUGGCAGCGACCAGUGUUCAGGGAGAGUGGAGGUGUGGUACAACGGAGAGUGGGGGACAGUGUGUGGCCGUUCCUGGGACAUCUUGGACGCCAAAGUGGUUUGCCACCAACUGAGGUGUGGGUCAGCCGUGGCUGUGCUGUCCAGGGCUGUGUUCGGGCAGGGUGCAGGAGCGGUCUGGAUGGAUGAAGUGUCCUGUGGAGGGACAGAGUCGACCCUCUGGUCAUGUCCAUUCAGUGGAUGGGGCCGAGAGAACUGCAGGCACCAGGAAGAUGCCAGUGUGGUCUGUAACCCCAGUUUGAUGCUCCAACCCUCCAUCGCAAUCAAUCCAGACAGCCCACUCCAUGUGUCCGGGAUGCCCCUGGGAAUCCAGUGUGUGGCUCCGAACCGCUACCAUGGGGGCCGCUUCCAGCUCCUGAGAGGGAAGUCUGUGGUCAAGCAGCACCGGCUGGAGCCAGGGUUGAAUAGCGCCAUGUUCCUGUACCGUAACGUCAGCGCUGGCGUCAGUGGGACCUACAGCUGCCUGUACCAGAGGCUCGUGGCCGGGUUCUGGGUCACCUUCCGUGCCAGCCCCUCUGUCCCCAUCCGGAUCACAGAACCGCCGACCCGGCCGGAGAUUACGAUCGCUCCCUCGUACCCAGCGUAUCUGGCGGGAGAAGAUGUCACUCUGGCUUGCGUGAUCCCACUCCGUUACAGGCCCGUUCGUGUCCACUUCCUGAAGGACACCGCACUCAUCGCCAACGGCACUAGGAGCCAGCGGAAUUUCACCCACACCAUCGUCAACCUCAGCACUGCCGACUCAGGGAACUACACGUGUUCCUACCAGACCCUGGAGUUCGGCAGAUUGCUGUCAUCACCCUCCAGUCUCCCAGUGGAAAUGGCCCUAACUCAGCCCCGUCUCAGACUGGUGAAUGGCAGCGACCAGUGUUCAGGGAGAGUGGAGGUGUGGUACAACGGAGAGUGGGGGACAGUGUGUGGCCGUUCCUGGGACAUCUUGGACGCCAAAGUGGUUUGCCACCAACUGAGGUGUGGGUCAGCCGUGGCUGUGCUGUCCAGGGCUGUGUUCGGGCAGGGUGCAGGAGCGGUCUGGAUGGAUGAAGUGUCCUGUGGAGGGACAGAGUCGACCCUCUGGUCAUGUCCAUUCAGUGGAUGGGGCCGAGAGAACUGCAGGCACCAGGAAGAUGCCAGUGUGGUCUGUAACCCCAGUUUGAUGCUCCAACCCUCCAUCGCAAUCAAUCCAGACAGCCCACUCCAUGUGUCCGGGAUGCCCCUGGGAAUCCAGUGUGUGGCUCCGAACCGCUACCAUGGCGGCCGCUUCCAGCUCCUGAGAGGGAAGUCUGUGGUCAAGCAGCACCGGCUGGAGCCAGGGUUGAAUAGCGCCAUGUUCCUGUACCGUAACGUCAGCACUGGCGUCAGUGGGACCUACAGCUGCCUGUACCAGAGGCUCGUGGCCGGGUUCUGGGUCACCUUCCGUGCCAGCCCCUCUGUCCCCAUCCGGAUCACAGAACCGCCGACCCGGCCGGAGAUUACGAUCGCUCCCUCGUACCCAGCGUAUCUGGCGGGAGAAGAUGUCACUCUGGCUUGCGUGAUCCCACUCCGUUACAGGCCCGUUCGUGUCCACUUCCUGAAGGACACCGCACUCAUCGCCAACGGCACUAGGAGCCAGCGGAAUUUCACCCACACCAUCGUCAACCUCAGCUCUGCCGACUCAGGGAACUACACGUGUUCCUACCAGACCCUGGAGUUCGGCAGAUUGCUGUCAUCACCCUCCAGUCUCCCAGUGGAAAUGGCCCUAACUCAGCCCCGUGUCAGACUGGUAAAUGGCAGCGACCAGUGUUCUGGAAGAGUGGAGGUGUGGUACGACGGAGAGUGGGGGACAGUGUGCGAUCGAUCCUGGGAUGUUUCAGAUGCCAGGGUGGUGUGCCACCAACUGAGGUGUGGGUCAGCCGUGGCUGCGCUGCCCAGUGCUGGGUUUGGACAGGGGGCAGGAGCAGUCUGGAUGGACAAAGUGUCCUGUGGAGGCACAGAGUCGACCCUCUGGUCCUGUCCAUUCAGUGGAUGGGGCCGAGGAAACUGCAGACACCAGGAAGAUGCCAGUGUCGUCUGUAACCCCAGUUCACUGCUCCGACCCUCUAUCGCUAUCAAUCCAGACAGCCCCCUCCACAUGUCCGGGAUGCCCCUGGGAAUCCAGUGCGUGGCUCCAGGCAGUUACCGUGAGGGCCGCUUCCAGAUCCUGAGGUCAAGGUCCGUGGUCAAGGAGCACCGGCUGGAGCCAGGGUCGAACAGCGCCAUCUUCCUGUACCGUAACGUCAGCGCUAGCAUCAGCGGGACCUACAGCUGCCUGUACCAGAGGCUCGUGGCUGGGUUCUGGGUCACCUUCCGUGCCAGCCCCUCUGUCCCCAUCCGGAUCGCAGAACCUCCAACAAAGCCCAGCAUCUCUCUGAGCCCUGCGUUCCCUGUCUAUCUGGAGGGAGAGACGGUCACCAUUGAGUGUGUUCUUCCCAGCGGCAUCUCCCUGGCUCAAUUUUGGCUGCGAAAGGGCUCAGUCUCUGUCGUGGAGGACACAGCCGGCCGACAGUCCUUUAGAUACACGAUUCGGAACUUCACCCAUAGCAGCGAGGGGCUCUAUACAUGUUUGUACAAGACUCUGGUAUCCGGUCACUGGAUCACAUCAUCUCCCAGUCAGUCUGUUGCCAUCACUAUGACAGAACCUCCAACAAAGCCCAGCAUCUCUCUGAGCCCUGCAUUCCCUGUCUAUCUGGAGGGAGAGACAGUCACGAUUGAGUGUGUUCUUCCCAACAGCAUCUCCCUGGCUCGGUUCCGGCUGCAAAAGGGCUCAAUCACCAUUGUGGAGGACACAGUCGACCGACUGUCUCUCCAACACACCAUUCAGAACCUCGACAACAGCAGUGAAGGGCUCUACACUUGUUCCUACAAGACCCUGGUGCUGGGUCGCUGGGUCACUUCGUCUCCUAGUCAGUCUGUCUCCAUCAUUGUGACAGGGUUAACUCUGUCCGUGACUCUCUCCCUGAAUCAUCAGACUGGCCUGUACCUGAGGGGCAGUGCAGCGACCAUGAGCUGCUCCAAUCCCAGUGAUUCCCAGCUCCAAUCGUUCAUAUUCUACAAAGACAGAGAAUUCUUACGCUCGCUGGAGGCACAUCCCGACCAGCACAUGGCAUCCAUUUCCAUCGGAAAUCUCUCUCAAGCAAACGGAGGGAGUUACACCUGCCAGUGUGAGAUGAUUGUGUCCGGGAGACAACUGUUAUCGAGUCUAAGCAAUGCUGUGUCAAUAACCGUACAAGAAGUGGUGAAGCCGGUGAUAACCGUGCCAUCAGCGGCAGUCGAGCUUGGAGGGAAUCUCUCAAUGAUCUGCUUUGGUGAGGGGGUUCAGCCCGGUGAAGGAUUCUUUCUACAGAGGGAUGACGCAGCUUCCUUGCCCCACUAUCAGACGGUAUGGGAGAGAGACAGUUCCAUUACCUUCAUCAUCACCAAUGUAAGCCAGGACGACGCAGGAGUCUAUUCUUGUGGCUACAACGUGACAGUCAAUGGGACAGUGUUGGCAUCCAUCACCAGUGAAAGCGUGCAGGUGACUGUCUGCGAUUUCAGGGACCUGACUUUGAGCCAAGUGCUAACACGAUAUUCUUAUGUGAUCGGUGUAACGUUUUUGGCAGUGGUUCUCGUAAUUAUCAUCGCAGUCCGAAGCCGAAACAAGAAGACCCAGGGUCAUUUCAGAUUGGAGGGACGUGCCGACCAGUUGGAUAUUAUCAAUCCGGUCUACAACACAGACAUUGGGGCUUAAGCACUGAAGGAUCUCAGCUUGCAAUAGCUUAUUCUGCUUCUCUUGUACGUUGGUCAAUUCCCUGAGGAUGCAACUGUGAGAUUCUAUCCCAGCUCUGCUGAGAUUGCACAGGCUAGGAGUGCUGAGGUGGCUACGUGAAUGUGGGACACCUCUCUGAGCACUGCCUCCAGACAGGCAUAAAGGCAGUAGCCCCUUCUCUGGUUGGGUUCCAUUGCGGUUGUUGGGGGUGGGGGGUGGUAGUAGAAUUAAGCUCUCAACCAUCAGCAAGGUUUGAAGGUUGACUGAAGUUGACGGAGGUUAACUGUAGGUCGUCAGCAGCCGGUGUGUCCUCCACCAAAACAACCACCCCCACUGAUCAAAAUCCACUUGUCAAGCCACUGGCCCUCGCCUCCCAUUCAUGAUGAAUGUUGUUUCCUCAUCAGUUUUGCCUUCCUUGUAAAUUUCUCUUUCGAGACAAUGAAAUUCCUGAAAUGUCGAUGGCAUUAAUCUGGAACCUAGCUUUCUGUCUCGUAGAGUCAUAGAGAUGUACACUAUGGAAACAGAUCCUUUGGUCUGACUUGUCCAUGCUGUCCAGGUAUCCUAAACUAAUCUGGUCCUAUUUAGAGUCAAAGACGUACAGCAUGGAAACAGAUUUUUCGGUCGAACUCGGCCAUGCUGACCAGUUAUUUUAAAUUACUCUAGCCCCAUUUGCCAUCAUUUGGUCCAAAUCCUUCUUAUUCAUGUACCCAUUCAGAUGCUUUAGAUAUUGUAAUUGUACCCAGCUCCACCAAUUCCUCUGUCAGCUCAUUCCAUACACACACCAACAUCUGCAUGAAAAAGCUGUUCCUUAGGUCCCUUUUAAAGCUUUCCUCUCUCACCUAGUUCUGAACUCCUGUACCCUGUGGGGAGAAAAGACCUUUGCUAUUCACCCUAUCCAUGCCCCUCAUAAUUCUAUAAACUUGUAUAAGGUCCCCCCUAAGCCUCUGACACGCCAGGUAAAAUAGUCCCUUCCCAUUCAGCCUUUCCCUACAGCUCAAACCCUCCAAAUUCCUUGUAAAUCUUUUCUGAACCCUUUCAAGUUUGACAAAAUGUCUUCUAUAGCAGGUAGACUGGAAUUUAACGCAGUAUUCUGAAAGUGGCCUAACCACUUUCCUGUGCAGCUGCAAUAUGACCGACCAAGACCUAUACUCAGUGCACUGACCAAUAAAGGCAAGCGAACCAAACACCUUCUUCACUACUCUGCUGGAACUAUGAACCUGCACUCCAACACCUCUUCGUUCGGCAACACUUGCCAGGACCUUAGCAUUAAGUGUAUAAGUCCUGCCCCGGUUUGCCUUUCCAAAAUGCAUCACCUCCAAAUCGCAAGCUCACAUUUGCCCCUUUGUCUCCGAUCAAGGCUGCGUUCAAUCGGUUCUGGAAUUUGGAUUCAAUCAUGUUUUUACAAAAAAGAACACAGGAAGGGUUCUUCAACUCCAUCCCUCUUGAUUCCCCCUUCCUGACUAAAACUCAGCCUUCAGCACACUCAGUGACCCAGCCUCUGCAAGAAAGAAUUCCACAGAUUUGCUCCCACUCGGACAGAAGAAAUUCCUCCCCAUCUCUGUCUUCCCCCUUACUCUGAGAUGAUGUCCCUCUGGUCCCAGACUCUCCCACACAGAAGGGGAAACAGCCUCUCCAAAUCCACCUUAUCCACUCCGAUUCAGUUGCCCCCAAAUCUUCGAAACUCCAGAGGAUGUAGGGGCCUGCCCUGUAUAGCCUUUUCCUCAUUAUUCCAGGAAUUAAUCUGGUAAGCCUUAUCUGAACUGUUUCCCCAGCAUUAAAAUCCUUCUGUCAGGAUGGGAAGCAGUACUGUACUCUGGACGCAGAAACACAGAUGAACUGUAGAACUGAAGCAUAAUCUCCCAACUCUUAUAUUCAAUACCCCUCACAAUAAACCACAACAGCCUACCAGCUUUACUGAUUCCUUGCUGUCCUUACAGGCUAACCUUCUGGGAUUCACAGACUGAGUCACCCCACAUCCCUCUGCACCUCAGAACUUUGUAACCUCUCACUGUUGAGAUAAUGUACUGGUCUAAAUAUUUUGUGUGCCUUACCAUUCUAUUUUCAAGUGUUGAACAUUAUUUGAAGUAUAGAGACAAUGAAAUUAAAUUGUACUGUAUUGUUUAAGGCAUUUACUUGGGAACUGCACAAGAAUAAGCUUUCCCUCACCAGGAACAAA
Molecule: messenger RNA, 8877 nt
Organism: Stegostoma tigrinum
Lineage: Eukaryota; Metazoa; Chordata; Chondrichthyes; Orectolobiformes; Stegostomatidae
Exons: 25
Coding region: 60-6683 (2207 amino acids)
Cellular component (GO): membrane
Source: RefSeq, a predicted model, not a curated record